Polychytrium aggregatum is the source of this 384-nucleotide messenger RNA. RefSeq lists its product as uncharacterized. NCBI's taxonomy places the organism in Eukaryota, Fungi, Chytridiomycota, Chytridiomycetes, Polychytriales. The transcript has a single exon. The record is from RefSeq and is a predicted model, not a curated record. Bases 1 to 384 code for a protein of 127 amino acids.
AUGGCCAACACCAACAUUGUCACGACCACCGGCACGGGCAGCAGCAGCACCGACUUUCUGGCGGGUCCAUUCUGGUGGAUUGUGCCGGCCAUCCUCUGUAUUCUUUUCUUUAGCUGCAUCCUCUGGAUCUAUCGGCGGUCCCUCAAGAUCGAAGACAUUCCGCUGCCGGACAUUGUGCCGACCCAGACCAUGACCGUUGUCACGGAAAUCCCGCUCCCGGUCUACAAGGCCGAAUACGACAAGACUCCCCUGACGCCGUUCAUGCCCCAGUUGGACGACUUGCCAGGGUACAGCUCGCCGUGCCGGCCGUCGCCGCCGGUUGCAGUACCUCCACCGCCUGGGGUCGUGGCAAAGCAGUACAAUACGUCGGCAGCGACGCUAUAG